ACCCAUCUCCCCAUGUUGAAGCUCAGUAGAGAAGACCAUGACCAUCUCAAUGCCUAAUCAGACUGCUGUCACUGAGUUUAUCCUCCUCGGUUUCCCAGGGCUACAGCCCAAUUUCUUUCUUCCAGUCUCACUUACACUGUUUCUUGCCUACAUUGUUUCACUGAUUGCAAAUAGCACCGUCAUCAUCUUAAUUAUCCUGAGAGAACAACUCCACCAGCCCAUGUAUAUUAUUAUUGCCAACCUCGCUCUCUCCGACCUUCUAUUUGACACCAUAACGUUACCUAAAAUCGUUGCCAAAUAUUGGUUCGGAGCCGGAUCCAUAUCCUUCUUUGGUUGCUUCUUCCAGCUCUUCUGUGUCCAUUCCCUUGGAAGCCUCGACUCCCUCAUCAUUAUGCUGAUGGCUAUUGAUCGUUAUGUUGCUAUCUGCCAACCUCUCAGGUAUCACUCCAUUAUCACCAAUAAGACUGUGACUCUCCUGUGCUGCUUUUGGUGGGUCUGUGCCGCUGCCAUUGGGUUGAUGAUUGCUUUAAUGACUGGGCAGCUCCCAUACUGUGGCCCUAAUCUUGUGGGGAACUGUUUCUGUACCAAUGCCGUGGUGCUGGUGUUGGCCUGCGCUGAUAUCACCUUGGAAAGGAAAAAACGUUUUAUAAUUGCUUGGUCUGUGCACCUCAUCCCAUUGGCUGUUAUUAUACUCUCAUAUAUUCUCAUAAUCAGGGUUGUGCACUUAUCCGCCAACCAUGAGAACUGGCAGAAGGCAUUUUAUACCUGUACCACUCAUUUACUUGUCAUUGGCUUGUACUUUAUCCCCAGGUUGUUUGUAUAUAGUACCAGUCAGAUCCCUUUGAUUCUUCCCCCCGAUUUGAACGUCUUACUUAUUUGUCUCUACACAUUUAUCCCCCAUUUAGCCAGUCCUGUUAUUUUUUGCCUUAGAACCAAAGAAAUUAGAAGUAUUUUGGGGAAAAUGUUCAAUAGUUUACUCGGCUUGGAUUCUGAGCUCAAAUCUAGACCACAAUAG
Molecule: messenger RNA, 1015 nt
Organism: Xenopus tropicalis (tropical clawed frog)
Lineage: Eukaryota; Metazoa; Chordata; Amphibia; Anura; Pipidae
Gene: or30a1h
Product: olfactory receptor family 30 subfamily A member 1H
Exons: 1
Coding region: 38-1015 (325 amino acids)
Biological process (GO): detection of chemical stimulus involved in sensory perception of smell; G protein-coupled receptor signaling pathway; signal transduction
Cellular component (GO): plasma membrane; membrane
Molecular function (GO): olfactory receptor activity; G protein-coupled receptor activity
Source: RefSeq, a predicted model, not a curated record